CAUGCGAUGCCCGCCAAACGCCCCAGACUGGAUGCAGAUAUCGCCGACAGCGCUGCGCUCAUUCUGUCCCACGCCGAGGUCGUUGCAGCGCUGCCCAGCAAGAGGCUUUAUUGGGAGAGCCCGCUGACGGCCAGAAUUCAAUCUAUACUGAGUGCUGCCCGUCGCCAUAACCUCGAGCCUUCAGAAGUUGCCAGAGGAUUAUUGAUUGAGGGCCUCGGCGGCGCUGUGCGCGCCAGCCUUGCAUCGCAGGCCGCGCCCCUGAACGCCUCCGAGUGGGCCUUCAAGAGCAGGAUGGGGAGAGCGGCUGCUUGGGCGUGGCUCCUGGACCGUUGGCAUAGACACCAUAUCGUCAAAAUGAUUGCACUUCGCGCUCGCUCGCGCGGUGCGCACAUCGAGCUGAUCCAAGCGUGUGACCACGUAUCGUAUGACGAGACGCCCUUGGAGCUCCAGAGCAUGAGCGAGCAUCGCGAGGUAUCGCGAGGCGCCCCUUCUGCACUUCCCCCCGCCGCGGGUUCCGAAGUCGCGACUAUGACAUCUCGGGCCCUAGCUGUGGCGUUGCUGAGGGGGGCGUUCCGCGGAUUCAGGGCUAAGACGAUCACGAAGCUCUUCGCCACCAAGGCUCGGUAUUGCCACCUCGUCAGGCUCACGAUGAAUGGACAGAUGCGCUACGUCUACCUCGUCGGCGACGUGGUAUGCCAGGUUCAGCCGUUGGCGAGCACUUCGGCUGCAUGCCAGGCACUUGCGUUGAUGGAGUCUGGGUCGGCUUCGCUGUCGGAGAGCACGUUCAGCCACAAAGUGAGGAUCACGGACGCGGACGGCCACAGGUCGAACAGAGCUGGAGAACGCAUAUUGGACCGCAAGCGUGAGCCUGGAUGGGUUUGUCUUUUCUACCAGUGCCAAGCUCACUCUAUAGUGCGGGCACACAACAUUGCCAUGAAGCACGUCGACGUUGGCAUCAAGGGGGUGAUCCACCUAUCGCUGUGCUUCAGAGUAGCGGGGAGCAAGAAGACCCGCAGGCGCGUGUUAUUCACUCUCUUGCCCAGCAGCUCCAUGGCCGACACGCGCGAGAUCACCAUAUGGGUUGAUUAUGCAGCUGGCCUGGGCGAAGACGUUUUGAAAACAUCGGUUGCAGAUUCAAUGGUAGACGCAUUGAUGCCGCGUGCCCUGAGAGUGCUGAUCAGGAGCAAGUGGGGCACCAGUGAGUCGGCGAUCUGCGACGCGGGCCUCACCGAGAUGUGUCAUGGGCUUUUGGGCCCAGCAUUCACGUCAUGGUGCAGGUCGUUCGGAAGGGGGCGGUCGAAGCAGCAUGCGUUGGCGGCCCUGGUUGACGGUCGCGUGGACGACGUUGGCGCCGACGAGUGCGAGGACGACGAUAUGGGCGCCCACGAGGGCGCGGGUGGCGAUGCGGAGGCCGCUGGCGCUGGCAGCCGCCGAGAGAGGCUCAACAAGCAUAUGGCGUUCGCGAUGGGGACAGUCGGCAUUAACAGAUCGUUCCCUGUCACGGUUCUUGCCGACGGCGUCUUGGAGACCAGGUGCUUCGAGAAGAUGAUGCUGCUACUGUUCACCCCAGCGGCCUGGCACUUGAUCAGGCCAGAGGAAGUCAAGAACAGAAACACGUCGCUCGCCUUCAUCAUGAUAUCCGACGCUCUCGCCACCAUAACCCAGGAGGUUGCAUUGGUGAACCAAGGGUUUCCCACGCGACUGUUUCAGCUCUUCCAGCAGCCCGAGCUGGGGCCAACGAUGGAGGCCGCCCCCGACUGCAUGAAGGACGCGUUCACGAAGGAGCUGCAAUCAUCAUGUCGGUUGGGGGGCGAGGAAUGUUUGAUGCGCUUGGCGGCUAUGGCCAUGCUGAUCCAAGGCAACACCGUCCCCAACGAGGUCUUCAACGCCCAGAUGCGGAAGAUCGUCAAGUCUAGAACGCAGUGCCCCCAGUUCAAGGCGGUUGACCUGUCGACAGCUUGCGCGGGCGUGCACAGCCGCGCCAAAACUGAGGAUGUCACCCGCCCACGUCACGGGCCAGUUCACGAGCCGCGUGCUGGCGGAGGUUCUGGGGCACAUGCAGCUGAGCGCCGAAGGUACCAGCACGAGCAUCAUACAGGCGCUUGGGGCGUUUUUCAACAUGAGCAGGGCAUCAAUGACAUGAGGGAGGCGUCGGCGCGGUACCGCGCGUUGCCCCCUGCUGAGCGGGCGCGCCUGGCGGAAGAAGGUCGGAGAGCUGCCGCGAGGGCCCGUGACGGCUUCCGCGCCCUCCCGCCAACCCAGCGGCCAGUGGGCAUGCAUCGCAACGCCAGGCUUGCGACUACAGCCAUUGAGAGGUUUGCUGGCCGUGACCCCGAUGACACAGUCGACUUCCUGAUCCGUGAGUGCGGGGCUUCAGGAACGAGCUUGAAGGAUACCUUGUCCACGGUAGCGUCUUAUCGGAGGGGCUUGGCUGGCCAUCAGCGCCUCCAGGAAGAAGCAGACAAUCAACUUCUCGAGUUGUAUCGGGAUGAUGAGUCGAGAAGGGUCGUCCCCGAGCUGGUGCAUGCGAUCCCAUCGCUGGGGCCCGUGAGAGGGGUUCUCAGGUGUUUGCCGCCUGUUCUUGGAGCAGCCGUGGUUGAGCGAGACGCGUCGAGCUCCGCUGACGACGUUGCCUUGCUCGAGGAGGCGGCCCACGGAAUGUCCGUCACGCAUCAGUCCAAUGUGCAGCAGGCCGCUGAGAUGAUGUGGAACCACAUGCACCGAUUGCUACCUGACGAUCCUGAACUGUCAUCCCUUGGUGAUGCCGCUGAUGACCCAGCAGAGCAGUUCAAGGACGGAGAGUGCCUGCGCUACGGCAUGUGCGUGUGCGGUGCGGUGCACGACGGCUUGCGAGCGUUGCGCCGCAAGGUGUUCCAGGCUACGAAGAUGACGUUCAGCAAGGCCAGCCCGCAGACGAGAGGGCUCCUGGUUGGCCGCAGGGUCAUCGCCCGCUUCAUCUGGCUGGCGGACGAUAGCGACGAGGACGAACUCAUGAAUGAUCUUGGUUUGGAGCCACUCUAUUGGCAUUUGUCGGGCGUGAAGUUUUCGCCGCACGAGCUCAUGAUGCAGCCCAUGACGCCCGCGUCGCCUGCUGAGCGGCACGACGCGCGCGCUACGGACGACGAGCACUGCUUGAAG
Messenger RNA from Prorocentrum cordatum, 3138 nucleotides. Lineage: Eukaryota; Dinophyceae; Prorocentrales; Prorocentraceae. The record is from the annotation of a GenBank genome assembly.